Molecule: messenger RNA, 1068 nt
Organism: Adineta ricciae
Lineage: Eukaryota; Metazoa; Rotifera; Eurotatoria; Adinetida; Adinetidae
Source: the annotation of a GenBank genome assembly
AUGGCACUGAAUCUCUUUCGUUCAAAUCAUUUAGCGACAUUCAGUCGUCCAUUUCUCAUUAUGCUUCGAACUCAUUUCACAGAAACACCCAAUCAUCAUACGAAGCCAAAGUGGCGACUAUACCGAAGGCAGAAAGUUCUUGACAUUGAUUUACCAGAUUUUGAUAGAGACCGAAGACUUCGUAGCGCUACAAUUCAAGAACAACGAGAGCAACUAAAACGUGAAGGUAUACCUCCGGUUCGUUCAGCGGAAUACAAACCUUUAUACAUCGAUGCUUCGACGGAACCAUUUGAACCGUAUGUACCUCCAGAAGGUGAUGGAAAGGCGACACUAAUGUCACGAGAUAGAUUGAAUCAAUUUUACACAUCAUUAAAAACGAAUUUAGCAACAAGAAAGCACUCGAAUACAAUUCGUAAGCAUGAACCCGAUUUCGAACCGUUACUAUUCGCCGAUAUCGCUCAACAAAAAUAUAUUGAUGCUCAUCAAGCGUUAAUCGAUCGAGAUGAAGAACGUUUGAUUCAACUAGUCACGCCCGGAUCGCUUGCGGAAAUGGGUCGUGGUCUUCGAUACAAAACCCUACGUUGGAAAUGGAUCGAGGAAAUCGAACCGUCCUACGUAGUGGCAAUCAAAAGCGGAGAAAUUCUCAAGGGUAUGACAAUGGCACAGGUUACCGUUCGAAUGCAUUCAAAACAGAUAUGUGCAAUCUACGAUCGAUUCGGUCGACUGAUGUAUGGCAACGAAACAACACCGAAAGACGUUCUUGAAUAUGUUGUUUUUGAACGUGUACUCACUUUCCCAUACAGCCAAUGGCGUGUUCACUCAAAAAUCCUACCGGCAUGGCUUCCGCAAUCAGAUCCGCUUCUAUACACCUUUGAGAAGCCAAAUAUCAAACUUAUUGAAGAAAGUCCUUCAACAGAUGCAGUCGAAGAGGAGAAAAAACGAGAACAGAUUAGCAGAGAACAGGAAAGUGCGACAAAAACUUUGCCAACGCCGAAUGAAUUAAAAACGCCGAUACCAACACUGUCUGAUAUAAGUCAGGCGAAUAAAAAACGAACGCUUGGUUAUUAA